Molecule: messenger RNA, 663 nt
Organism: Peniophora sp. CBMAI 1063
Lineage: Eukaryota; Fungi; Basidiomycota; Agaricomycetes; Russulales; Peniophoraceae
Source: the annotation of a GenBank genome assembly
AUGACAGCGGAUAACAUGGUUGAGCGCCGAGUUCGGCUUCUUCAGUCAGCUUCCGAGGACGACAUCGGCCGGCUCGUGGACCUUAUGAUCGAUGCGUUCCCAGACGACGAUCCGACAAAGAUUGGUCUCCUCGGCGGCAAGCUGGAGUUGAAGGAGGAGUACUUCACGGCGAUGGUGCGCGCUGCGUUGCUUGAAGGCGAUGUCUGGGUAGUCGAAGUGGACAAUCAAUGGGUAUCAGUUGGUCUGUGGUUCAAAUGGCCUAGCAUCCUCUUCACGACCGACGCACAAAGGGAUCUCGGGUAUAACGAGUUCUUCAAAAAGCUUUCGCCAGAGGUACAGCAUUGGUGGACGGUCGAGUACGAGGAACAGGUGGAUGUUUGGCUGAAACGGAAGACCAUCUCCAAUGAGGAAUGGGGAAGGAUGUGGUACUGCAGCUUGCUGGCUACGCGUUCCGCUCAUCAGGGCAAUGGUCAUGCGACGGCACUCGUCAACCGGGUCCUCUCCGAGGUGCAUAAUCAGGCCAAUGGCAUGAUUGGUCUUGGUACAGGCAGCGAACUGAACGUAGCCAAGUACGAAGCGAUGGGAUUCAGGGAGAGGGGGCAUAUCACGAUGCACACACCCGUGAACAGCUUCCUUUGCGCUUGGUUGACCAAGGACAUUUAG